Messenger RNA from Coccinella septempunctata (seven-spotted ladybird), 1178 nucleotides. RefSeq names its product ubiquitin domain-containing protein UBFD1-like. The transcript has a single exon. Bases 138 to 980 code for a protein of 280 amino acids. Lineage: Eukaryota; Metazoa; Arthropoda; Insecta; Coleoptera; Coccinellidae. Gene Ontology annotation, molecular function: RNA binding; cadherin binding. The record is from RefSeq and is a predicted model, not a curated record.
GAUCAAUGUCAUUGUCAAACGCAUUUGCGAACAGCUGAUAAAUGACGAUACAAAUUCUUCAUUAGUAGCCAGUUCUAAGUAGGGUCGAUGAUUUUCUAUAUUUGUGGCAAUAAUAACAUGAAUGAUAGUUGACAAAGAUGGAACAGAAUUGUGAAAUUCAAAAGAACGAUAGUAAAGUUUUAGAUUCGUCAGAAAAUAAUGAAUCUCGAAAAACUGACGAUCUCCCUUCCGAAUGCAAAAUUAAAAAAACUGAAGAACCAGCAGACAAAGAAAACUCAGAAAAUGGCAGAGGACCUGAGGAUCUUAUAGAAAUCAAAAUAAUUUUUAGCAAGAAAAAAUAUGAUGUUCAAAUUUCUGCAGAUGCCACAGUUGCCACUUUAAAGAAACAACUACAGGGUUUAUUAGGUGUACCAGAUUCAAUGCAAAAGUUAAUGUUUAAAGGUUUGCUCCAAGACAAUCAAACUUUGAAAAGUGCUGGGGUUGUUAAAGGAACUAAAAUAAUGUUAGUAGGGUCAACUUUGAAAGAUGUUUUAGCUGUUUCAUCUGUAAGCAAACAAGAUGUUGCAGAAGCAGAAAAGGCAGGUACCACAAAAGAACCACUAUGCAAACAGAAACUACAUAAGAAAAUUCUAGAUAAAGGGUUGCCUGAGGAUGUUAUGCCAGGUAUUAAAAAUGUCAAAGAAAGGUUGCCUCCAGCUCCUUUGUCUGGUAUGUUAAAUAAGCAUGGGGGAAAAGUAAGACUCACCUUCAAGUUAGAACAAGAUCAGUUAUGGCUAAGUACUAAAGAACGAACUGAAAAAUUACCUAUGUCAUCAAUUAAAAAUGUUAUUUCUGAAAGUAUUGAAGGACAUGAAGAAUAUCACAUCAUGGGUUUACAACUAGGUCCUACUGAAGCAUCAAGGUAUUGGAUCUAUUGGGUGCCUGCUCAAUAUAUUGAUGCAAUUAAGGAUGCUGUCUUGGGGAAAUGGCAGUAUUUCUAACUCUUCUGUGAGUCAAUAUUUGACAUAUUUACAAGUAUUUAUUUGUGUUGAAUUUGAUUUUGUAUACAGUUUAGUUCUCUUGCAUUUUAAUUUGAAAGUUAUUUAUGUAAGUAGCCCUUCCAGAAAAAAUAUCAGCAAUAGAAGAAAUCUUUUUCUGCCUGGUCAUUUACUUUUUCAGAAAUAAAAAGUUUCUAUGCA